CGUCUUCCCACUCCAUUCAUUCCCUCCUCGCUGGUCGCCGCGCAGACCACAUCUUGAAUUGUCGGGAUACUCGUAGGGCUUUCCGUGCCCGAGCCUCCGUCUCUUCCUCCGCCGACUGACUUUCGGAGAAACCCCUCGGCUCUUCGACAUGCUGCGACAGCACUGUCGCCAAACACUGCAAUGCUCGCGGGCGAGGAUCGUCACGCGGACACCCUCGAGGUCAAUGGCCACACAUUCUGCCUCUGCCGAAGCGGGAAUGGCGGAUCCGGCGGCAUACUGCAAGGACCUGGUGCGGAAACGCGACUACGAGAGCUACCUGAUCGGAGCCUUCUAUCCUCGGCAUUUCCAAGGGGCUUUCUUCGCGCUCCGUGCAUUUUAUGUGGAACUCGCUUCGGUUCAAGAUACCGUAUCCAAUGCCGCAAUUGGGAAGAUGCGGAUGCAGUUCUGGCGGGACGCCAUCAAGAGCAUUGCUGAUGGCAGACCGCCACGGCACCCGAUUGCGCUCGCGCUUCAUGAAGCAUCGCAGAAGGCGUCCCUCCCGGCGUAUCAUCUGCGCAGGAUCAUUGAUGCUAGGGAUGCUGAGCUGCAUACUCCGACGCACCUCACUAUCGACUCCCUGACGGCACACGCAGAGUCAACAUCGUCGACGUUCCUCUACGUGCUGCUCUCAUUACUCAACCUAUCGGCGUCUUCAACGUUCUCCCACGCCGCAUCGCACUUGGGCGUGGCGCAGACCAUACACGUUCUGUUACGUGCGCUACCGUACCACGCCUCGAAAGGCAGGAUGGUCAUUCCCGCAGAGAUCACUGCGCGUCAUGGCGUACGCCAAGAAGACGUGUUCCGCGUGGGCGGGGACGCGGAGGGCAUUUCCGACGCCGUCUUCGAAUUCGCGACGGUCGCGAACGACAAUCUGCUUACCGCGCGGGAGAUGUUCAAGGAAACGGGCGGCGAUGGCGGGCAGGUGCCGCAAGUGGCCAUGCCGGUGUUCCUGUAUGGGAUCCCGACACGCGACUACCUCGGACGCCUUGAGGCGGUCAAUUUUGACGCAUUCAAGCCGUCGUUACAGUUGCACGACUGGAAGUUACCGUGGCGAAUUUGGCGUGGCCGCCACAAGCGGGAGUUUUGAGGCUUUUGACGCCGGAGCGGAGGUCGCGUCGACGGGGUUCGGGACGUCGGCCGGGGAGGCUGCGGGCGAUCUAUGCGUAGCUACAGCGGCACACAUAUGUACGGAGCCAAUACUAUACUGUGCCGUGAUACCGG
Trametes versicolor FP-101664 SS1 is the source of this 1260-nucleotide messenger RNA. RefSeq lists its product as uncharacterized. Gene Ontology annotation, biological process: mitochondrial respiratory chain complex I assembly; biosynthetic process. Bases 224 to 1126 code for a protein of 300 amino acids. Lineage: Eukaryota; Fungi; Basidiomycota; Agaricomycetes; Polyporales; Polyporaceae. Gene Ontology annotation, cellular component: mitochondrion. The record is from RefSeq and is a predicted model, not a curated record. The transcript has 5 exons.